CUACAUGGUGGUGGGGAAAAAAAAAAGAUUAUAACCAAAAACUGGCGAGUGCAAGACUGGAGCGAAAGAUCAAGUGCCAAAUGUCCACCCUGGAGGAGCACUAUUGGAGCUGCUCCCGUGCGCCGCAGUUGGAACGCGAACACUCGUCGACGUCGUCUGCGGCCAACUGGUUAGCAUCCAAAGGCGAGGAAAUGAUGUCAAUCAUCACAUCGGUGCUGGGCAGCGCCUAUAGCUCGCUGCACCGCCACCGGACGGUCAACUUGAUCCGCCGUGGCCUGGUGCUCUUCGCCGUGGGGGUCAUCCUCGCCCUGGUGCUCAACUUGCUGCAAAUCCAACGCAACGUCACGCUCUUCCCCGAGGAGGUGAUGACCACCUUGUUCUCGUCCGCCUGGUGGAUUCCACCGUGCUGCGGCACCGGGGCAGCGGUAGUGGGUCUGCUGUACCCGUGCCUAGACAGCCAUCUUGGUGAGCCACACAAGUUUAAGCGGGAAUGGGCGAGCGUCAUGAGGUGCAUCGCCGUCUUUGUGGGCAUCAACCACGCCAGCGUUAAACUGGACAUUGACAACAGCGUGCAGCUGUCGCUCACCCUGGCCGCCCUGUCGCUGGGCCUGUGGUGGACCUUCGACCGCUCGCGUAGCGGCUUCGGCUUGGGCGUCACCACGGCCUUCCUUGCCACCGUUUUUACCCAGCUGCUGGUCUACAACGGUGUCUAUCAGUACACAUCUCCCGACUUCUUGUACGUGCGCUCCUGGCUGCCGUGUAUUUUCUUCUCUGGUGGCGUCACCGUGGGAAACAUCGGCCGCCAGCUGGCAAUGGCCGGAGUGGAGAAGCCGCAUAGCGACUGAAGGCAAACAUCACAAAAAGACCCCCCCUAAAAAAACACUUGUGUGGUUUGAGGGAAGAAAAAAAAAAGCCUUUUGUCCAGUGUGCCAUGUGACCUUGCAGAGGCACCACCCAGCCCACCCCAACGAAGGAAAUGACAGGACACACUUUGCCUCUUAGUCUUUUUUUUUUUCUCUUCUAAUUUUACUUCAAAGCUGGUUUGACUUUGACUUGACAACGAUCUUUUAAAAGGGAAACAUUCUGGAUUUCUUUCUGGCAUGUGAUGACUUCAAACCCUUUUGGGGGGACUUUCCAUACUUUUUUGCCUGCCUUUUUUUUUCUUUCUUUUAAGUGACUGUACCUUACAACGCGCAGGAAUGAGGAGCAACAGGAAAUUUACACAGGAGUGCCAAUUUGGCUAGUACAUGACUAGCAUCGCAUCUGAAAAAAAAAACCAUCUGCUGUAUUUCCUUAUGUGCUUCGAGCUACUCCAGCAUCGUGACAAGAGACAAAUGCUGCUUUGCAUCAACCAGUCUCGAGUGUGACGCCGGGACACAUUUUGCGUUUUUUAUACACUUGCGAGAUUGUAUCAGAAGUGUUUAAAAAA
Messenger RNA from Hippocampus comes (tiger tail seahorse), 1429 nucleotides. It is a transcript of the gene insig1, whose product is annotated as insulin induced gene 1. The coding region runs from base 81 to 845 and encodes 254 amino acids. Gene Ontology annotation, biological process: cellular response to insulin stimulus; cholesterol biosynthetic process; SREBP signaling pathway. The transcript is spliced from 6 exons. NCBI's taxonomy places the organism in Eukaryota, Metazoa, Chordata, Actinopteri, Syngnathiformes, Syngnathidae. The record is from RefSeq and is a predicted model, not a curated record. Gene Ontology annotation, cellular component: SREBP-SCAP-Insig complex; endoplasmic reticulum.